Molecule: messenger RNA, 2494 nt
Organism: Megalobrama amblycephala (Wuchang bream)
Lineage: Eukaryota; Metazoa; Chordata; Actinopteri; Cypriniformes; Xenocyprididae
Product: olfactory receptor 1M1-like
Exons: 1
Coding region: 260-1258 (332 amino acids)
Biological process (GO): G protein-coupled receptor signaling pathway
Cellular component (GO): membrane
Molecular function (GO): olfactory receptor activity; G protein-coupled receptor activity
Source: RefSeq, a predicted model, not a curated record
GUAGAAUAAUGAGACUCUGGCAGCUUAGUAAAAGGUUGAGUUUAAACCAUAUGUUUCUUCGCUUUUCUCUCUAAACCUUUUACUACAAUGAGCAAUUACUUUUUUUUAAUAUUAAUUCAAUAUGGUUAUAUCAAGGAACAUACAAACAUUUUUGUCCACUGUGACUGAAAAUGAAAUAAUUAUUUGAAUAUUCUGUUAUAAUGUGCAUUUCUAUAACAGUUCUUUAUCACAGGUCACAAAAAGCCAGACAACAGCUAUCAUGAGCUCCACACAGUCAAACUCCUCUGCAAAUGUGACCUUUGUUCGUCCUGCAACAUUUUUCAUCAAAGGCUUUUCUAAUGUCCCACAUGUGAAAUACUACUAUGUGUUCUUGUCUUUGGUGUAUGUUGUGACUGUUUUAGGGAACUCAUUUAUCAUGUGUAUCAUUUAUUUGGCCCGCAGACUUCACACAGCCAAAUACAUUGCUGUUUUCCAUCUGGCCCUUAUUAAUCUGUGUGAAAGCUCGGCUUUGAUUCCAAAUAGCAUUGACAUAUUUUUGUUUGACCACCAUGUCGUUUCAUAUGAAGCGUGCUUGGCAAAUUUGUUUUUUGUGUAUUUUUUUAUGAUUCUACAUUCUUUGACUCUACUUGUCUUGGGUUAUGACAGACUGGUUGCUAUUUGUUUUCCUCUACGGUAUCAUGCCAUUAUAACCAAAACAGCCAUGUUUCUGAUUAUAGGUAUUAUGUGGAUUUUUUCUGCGAUAUAUUUUUCUGUAUAUGUAGGUUUGGUGAAUAGAAUCUCUUUUUGUGGAUCGAAUGUGAUUGAUAGUUAUUUUUGUGAUUAUGGCAUUAUCUAUAGAGCUUGUAAUGAUAAUUCUAUAAAUAUUCUGAUGUUAAAACUUACCUUUGGUCUCAUGGUUUGCACACCGCUGAUACUGAUCAUAAUCUCAUAUUUAUGCAUUUCUCAGGCUUUGCUUAAGAUUGCUCAUGGUGCUGAACGGAUCAAAGCCAUGAAAACCUGCACCUCACACCUCAUGUUGGUGGCAAUCAGUUAUAUCCCAUUUUCAAGCAAUGUUAUUGCAUCCUUAACAACACUAAAUCCGAACACCCAGACAAUUAUCCUUUCCUUGACUCAGAUAGUAUCACCUAUGCUGAAUCCCAUUAUAUACGCUCUAAUGACAGAGGAGGUAAUGCAAUCCAUUAAAGAACUCUAUAAACGAAGGAAGGUGAACACUACAAAGAAAAUGACAUUUAGUCGGAGAAAUUCAAAACAAAAAUGACAGGUUUGGACCUAAUGAGCUGUGAUUAUUUAACAAAUAUCUAAUUUAACAGAGUUGACUGUUUUUGAAUGUUUUGGAUGUUGUAAAAUCUGUUUUGUAAACAGGCCAAAUAUGUUUAAAACCUCUGGGCUGAAAUCAAGCUGUUUUUUUAUUGGUUCCUUUGUUUGAAAACAACAUAUAAAGAAAUUCAGUAAUAAAGCCUUGAAAAUAUUAUGAACAUUUUCAUACUGUGAUUAAGCUUAACAUCUUAAGCUUAUUUUAUUUUAUUUUUUUCAUUACAUUUGCUUUAAAUAGAACAAAAGUUUUUAAAAAAUGCUUCUGCAUCAUCUUGUGAACAGACAUAUUCACACCAGAAUAUAUUGAUGUCUUGAAUGAAUCAUUAGCUGGCAUUUGCUUUGUGAUUGUGACAGUUUCUAAAUAUUCAGGGGAUCAACAUUUUUUUUUUGCUGAGAAUGAUCCCAGAUGAUGUAAUGCAAGCAUGCAUUUUAGUUUUUUUUUUACAAUACAGUCAAUAACUACAAAAAGCAACUAAGCCUACAGAAUACAAUACACUAUACACUAUACACGAUAGUACCCAGACAGUAUUAUGCCAUAUAAUAGCAUAUAUCUAUAAAUCAUAUAUUGUAAAAAAAGACUGAUGACGUGUCACCACUUCCUUCCACUGUAGAAAAAUCAAGCCAAAAUAUCCCAGAAAUGGUCAUUGCCAAUUAUGUUAAAUGGAACUUGAAUCUGUGCAGUAGUGAUCCUGAGGUGGAGCAGUCAUUUUAAGGUCCUGCCCAUACUCCCGCUCCCGCAGACUCAAUCGCAAGCACAGCUGUCAAUCAUGAUGUUACACUACAUGUUUAUAGCAUCAAAUAACUUACCAAAAACAAACCUAUUGGAAAAGCGAACCCUUGAACAUAUGUCAGCGUGAUAAUAACUACCUGAUUGACAGAAACAAUAAUAAUUUGAUAAUGUAAGUGUAACUGGAUUUUUUAGUUUGGCUCGAGAUCACAUUUCAUUCGAUGACCUAUACUGCAGCCAGCCACCAGGGGACGAUCAAAAUGUUUUGGCUUCACUUUUCAGGAUGUGUGCGGCAGAGGUGGGAGGAAGGCUGUGUCCGAAAACUGGGAAAUGCUGCCUUCUGAGGACACAUUUCUAGGUAGUAAGGCAUCAAGGCACGUCCGAAUCCAAUGUUAGCUUCACUUCCUGUCUCAUGAGAUACCUUCCUCAGAUCGAUUUUUGAAGGAAGCAUGG